CAAUCAUGAACCUUAUUGAAUUUAUGAAUGACUUUGUCAACAAAAAAUCUUAGGUGGACAUCUCAAUAAUGAAGCAGUACAUCAAUUUUCGUAACAUCCAACAAAUUAAUUUAGAGGAAUUCGGUCUUGCUCUCACACAAAUGAUUUCAUUCCUAAGCGAAGAAGGUAAUUCCUUUUUUAUUAGACUGGUAGGAGACAUUCAAGAUUUAAUAUACAUGUCCAUCCACAUGGCUAAACACUCUUCCAAUGCCAUUCUCAUUACUCAAGCACUCAAUACUCUGACUGUUUUAUUAUUCAAUUCCAAUUUAAUUGAUCUAAGUAAGAAACUUGCCAAAUUCAAUCUCAAGCACUACUUGAAUGAACAACCUCAACUGUUCCUGAUCACACACCUCAAUCUAGCCAGGAUUCAUUACUGCUAAUUCAAUUACAACAAAUGUUUCAGACUAGUCGAACGAGCAUUGAUCAAAUACGAACCCUAUGUAAACUCAAUAUUAUAUCACCAAGAUAUUCAAAGAGAUGAAAACCAAUACACCCAAAUUGCAAAAGAACCCAUCCGACAUCAUCCUCCUAUUGAAUGGCUACCUAUUCUAUGGAAAGUGCGUUCAGCAACUCUAAAAACAAUAAGAAAUGCUCGACAUUGAUUAUGAUAAGUUCUUCCACAAUGGCCAAAAGAUAUGUAGAAAGUUUCUGAAUUCAAACCAUUAUUUGGUUUCCUACUUUACCCAAUAGCGAAGUGUUUCCAUUUCCAGAAAGAGCAUCAUGAUCAAACAAAAAGGAAAAUCAAUUAAGGUAGCAGAUGCCAAAAGAAUUAGUGCCUCUUGCAACAUCCUUAUGAGACAAAUUAAGGUGUAGACUCAAAAUAACCACAAAGAGUAAUAAAUCAAAGCUUAAUCAGAAUCAGCCAGAAUAGAUAUGGGUGAAUCUGGCACCAAAAGUUCAGAAAGAAUGAUUAAACAAUUUAGAGUGCAUUCCCCAAGACAACAACCUAUUGACAUCUAAAAUAUCAUUCAAACUAAAUUUGAUCACUUCGUCUAAACUUUUAGCAAUAAAAAAACUGAACCCAAAAUAAAUGCUUUGGAGAAAAGAAUUUCUGAACUUUAAAAAGAAAAUCUCAAAAUGCAACAGCAAAGAUUAGAGAAGGAGUAAGAAAUUAAUGAAUUAAAACAGAAAAUUGAAGAAUUAGGGAAUGAAUCAAAUAAAAUUAAAUUAAAAUAUGAAGAAUAGCAAAAUGUAAUACAUGAUCGAUUAUCUUUUGGAACUGUGGUACCUUAACAAUUUGAACAACAUUAAUAAAAUUUAUAAUUUCUCCCUCCUCCCAAACAAAUUAAUAGACAAAGUACUACUGAAAUUAGGAGCUUGAUACAAACCUUAUCCUAGGGUCAAAUUGAAGAUACAGUUAAAGUGCUAAAAAUACCUGAUAUCAAUCUCAGCAGUUCCUUCAAUGAUGAUAUGGAAAUCACUAUUAUUGAUUGUAAUUAAUGAUAUAUUUAUAUAGAGCUGGAUUAAGGCAGAGAAUACACUAUUCUACUUCAGAAUGACAUCACUAUCUUGAAGAAAGUUAUGUUUGAAGAUACCUUGUAUGAGAUUUAAUGCUCAAUUCAUGGGAAUCAUCUAAAAAUUUAUUUGGAUGCCGAUAAAACUGAAACCUUCGAUAGCAAUGCACUUAAUAAUGUAUUUAGGUUGUAUUUACAGUUAGUUUUUUUAAGUUGCAGAAUUAAGAGCUGUCUUACCUUAUACUUGUCCAUUGAAAUGUAUAAAUUCAUUCAACAAAUUUGUUCAACAUCUAAUUCUACCGUUUGUAGCCUUGAAUGAUAAUUAAAUUAAGUUAUCACAUGCACCCACUGGAAUCUUUAGUGAAUAAAAUAAGUUUUGGAUCUUUGAGGAGGAGUGCCAAAUUACUGUGGUCACUAUUGAAUAAUUCAUUCUUAGAUUGAUUAUCACAGGUUAAUAAUAAUAAGGUUGGAUAGAUAUGCAAUUUGAUUAAGCCUCUUUAGAUUUAUUCUUUGAUUCCUACUUUAAUGAAGAAUACGAAAAGGAAUCAAUCUAGCAAAUCAUUAGAGUCAUUAAUUAAACUUAAUAAUAAUAGAUGCAACCUACUUCAAAAAAGGUUACUCAUCAAGUCCAUAGUUAUGUAAUUAAGAACAAGAUAAGAUUCAUUUAAUUCUUAGAGUCACUCAAGUAGAAUCUUGAAAAUGAAUUGGCAAAUAUAUUUUAAAUUGAUGAUUUAGGUGGAUUUUUUAAUUUAUUAAAUGGGUAAUAAAUCUAAAUGCCCAAUAAUGCCUUAGCAAAUCUUAAGAUGUGUUGUAUUAAAAUUACUGAAAUGGCUACCCAACAAAGAAUUAUAAUCAUUGCAGACAACAACCAAGAUAACUGUUUUGAGAUUCUGCUACAAAAUUGUUAUGAUACAUAUGGUAUACCAAUCAUUUUUACAAAUUAUAGCUCCAAGGGGUGCCAAGGUCAAAGCUUUGGGAUAGGAUCAAUUUGAUUAUUAUGAUGUCAAUAGGACCUUCGGUUUAUUGAUAUCGAUAAUGGAUUAUGCGGACAUUCAAUUGUUAUGUUAUCUCCUUACUCAAAUGUUUGAUUUAAACACGUUUGCAAAGGAGUUGGACUUAGAUGACUAUGAUAGAUACAAGGAGAAUUCCGUAGUGAAAAAGGAAGUGAAUAGCGAGUGUUGCUAUAGAUUCUUUAUCAGUAUGAGUGUAUUGUUAAUUGCAGCUUCGAAAUACAGAAUUCCAGUAACGAUUUCAUAUUUGGGAAUUAACGAUAAGCCAAUAGGAGUUAGACUGUAGGUUUUCGAUGAAUUCAAUCUGAGCGAAAAUGGAAUGUUUUUUACUAUCACCGCUGGAGUGUGGGAUAAGUAGAAGAAGGAAACAAUAAAUGGAUCAUAAGUAUAUCAUAAAAGAGUUAUAAGAAAAAAAGAAAGCCACCCAAGUAUAUUUAGUGCAAUAAGAUGACCACUGAUUAUCACUUGAACUUCAUUUUAUAAUCCAUAGGUUGGCAGGUCAUCUUUGAAAGUGUUUCAAUCAACUAGGAGAAUUUAUAAGCUAGUCGUAUUCUGAAUGACAACAAGACUACUUUAGUUGAUCGCUUAGAAAACAUAUUAAAUAUUAUUAUUAAAAAUUGA
Messenger RNA from Paramecium octaurelia, 3124 nucleotides. The record is from the annotation of a GenBank genome assembly. NCBI's taxonomy places the organism in Eukaryota, Ciliophora, Oligohymenophorea, Peniculida, Parameciidae.